This is a messenger RNA of Saccharomyces kudriavzevii IFO 1802, 2514 nucleotides long. It is a transcript of the gene RBH2, whose product is annotated as Rbh2p. The record is from RefSeq and is a predicted model, not a curated record. The transcript has a single exon. The coding region runs from base 1 to 2514 and encodes 837 amino acids. Lineage: Eukaryota; Fungi; Ascomycota; Saccharomycetes; Saccharomycetales; Saccharomycetaceae.
AUGGAUUCAUUCAAUAAGGAAGAAGCGAGCUUCCAGACUGUGUUGAAAAGAUUGCUCGUUAUCUGUGAGUCCCAUAGCAAAUAUCAUGGUUCGAGUUUAGACCCAAUGGUUAAAGUUGGUGGCGAAAUGGGCAAAAUCAGCAGUUGCUUGAAGUGCAUUUUGAGAAAACAUGCUGAAGCUUAUCACAUUGUAUCUUUAUCUCAAUCUGCAGCGAAUCCUCACAAUAGCUUAUUCGCAGAAGUGCAGAUAUUAGAUCUAUAUCACAGUCUUUUAUUUGGCUGUAUGCGUUUACUUCUCGAUAUAGAUAUGCCAUACUUUAGGAUGAAUUCGCAAAAGCAUUUUGCCAUACUACUAUUCAAGGUCUAUUAUAAAUUGAGGGACAUUCAUAAUGUGACAAAAGAAAUGCGACUUGGUUCCUUAAUCAAUGCAUUUAUACAUCAAUUCAAAAAUUGUUAUAACUCUAUGAGCUGUAACUCACUGAGAUACGGUAACGCCCGUGACAUUAUGUCACGUGAACUUCCUUUGAUGGACUCUCAGCCAAUUGAUUUGAAGCAACAUAUCAAGAAGGCCUACUUUCGGCUGGACAUAGAAAAGUUGAAGAUGAAUAACAAGCUAGUUGAAGUCUUUGAGUUAACUAAUGGCGAAAUGGCCAUUUUCGAGGUUCUUUCUGGUGAGAUGCCAUAUACAUUACAAACUGUUGAUAACCUAUUCCAAGCCCUUGAAUCCGGGAACCAUGACUUAAUGGACGUCGGUAGGUCGUUGUUAUUUCAAACAUUCGGAUCUGGGAAUCUUCAUAUAAUUAAAGUUGGCGAUAACGGAGUCAAACUGCAAACGUCGAUAGACAAUGGCAUGGUGCUGAAGCUGACCUGCAAGGAUCCUAUUCAAUGGCAAGCACAUUGGCGAGAUGCUAUUAGAGAUCUUUUUGAUCGAACGGUAGUGAAUAAAUACAUUGGCUACAAAAAUGAUGAUUCUUCGCGAAAGUCUUGUGCAGGACGAAACGAAUUCAAACGCACCCCCUCUAAAGAAAUGGUCUAUACGUCUACUGCCUCGAUGAAAACAUCAAACAUAGCGCAUAGGAGCUCUACUUUGCAUAGAUCAACCCCUCUAUCGGACAGUCUGUCGUCCUUAAUAGAGACCUCCGAAGGUUUUUUUGAAGGAGAGUCAAACUCCAUUUCGAAUCAAAAGGUAGUGGCCGACAAUGAUUCAGACAUUGACACCUCGUUGAAAGAUAUUGAAUCUCUAAGUUGUGAGAAGCUAAUUGAAUUAGAUAGAAGCAUGCAAGUACCUCUUUCGCCUAAAUUUAUGGAUACGCCCACUUUAAAAAACGUUAGAUCGGCUUCUCAAAUAUUUAGCUUGGAGAGCGUCUCUCCGGAAUUAGUAGAGAGUGUCGCAUCGGAAGUUGAUGAUGUUGAAAGUAUAAUCUCUGACGACGAAAAGGAUAGAUGUGAGAAAACUUCAUUUGAUCCAGAUGUUGAUUACUAUAAGCCAGCUUUAUAUCGGCACAAAUCUUCAUCCCUAUUGAGUAUAUUUUCAAGAAACAAAAAGAAUUUAAUUCUUGAUACUUCCAAAAAUCAUUCUAGCGCGUUGUUCGGUUUAGAAGAUAAUCAACCAUCACCUAUCCCGGUAUCGACAAAUUCUUGCAAUAAUGACGCUUAUGAAGAGUAUGUGCCAUUUCCAUCAAGUCUGAACACAUCUAGCAGUGUGGUGUUCUUCGAAAACGACUUUGUUAAGGUUUCUCUCUGGAAUGGAAAAUCAUGGAUGCCAUUGAGUAAAGACAUAAUGUGUCUGUCUCUAAUUUUGUCCAAUAAUAACGAGACCUUAUUAAUCAUAUAUAAAGACUUUGAAAAAGAUAAGUGUAAAUUUGUUGUCAAAUUAGAAUCCAGUUGGAAAUGCAACAGGUCGACAGCGCAAGACGUUCAACUCCAGAUACCUUCUUCGGAUUUCAAAGUUAGUGCAUUUGAAAUAGUUCACGAUCUCACGCUGUCUGUACGUUGUGCACAGGCUCCCAAGUUAAUGAGCGUGUUACAGUAUCAAUUACAGAAUAGUCAAGCACUAUCUCUCUCUCCCUCUACCACCGCAAGAACGUUAUCAACCAUAUCUUCAUCUUCGUGUUUCAGUCGAAAUGUGACGAGAUCAUCGACGGAGAAUUCAGAAUUGGGUAGUAUGAAAAAUUCAUCCGAAAUUAUAAAUUCCUCACUUUUGUUAUCUUCCAUUAAAGUGAGGCAGCACGUUAAGACUAAGUGUAAUAUUUGGAAACCAUCUCGGUUAGGUUUUACUGAUAUAUUUUCUCAGGACUAUAAAGGAGUUGUGGUUGCAAUAAAAUUUGUGAUUUUUUCUGACGCUGAGGGGACGUUGAACCCUAGAGAAUAUACAGCUCGUCUUCACGACCUAAAAAGGCUCGGAAGGACAGGAUUGACAUUUUCAGAUCAGACGGGAGCGUAUUUGCUAGAAUUCAGAGAUCAAGACGUUGCAAAUCACGUUCAUAAAUUGAUCAUGCCCUUCAACUCAUCAUAA